GAUACCAUUUGAUACAAGAUAUGAUUGUUAUACUUUGACAGAUAUCCAUGUGAUUGUGUGAGUGAGAGAGAAAAAUACCAUCGCCAUUUGCAGCGUUGUCUAACUUCGGAUGAGUUAUGAUUGCUAUCAGACGACUGGCCACGUUGUUGUUUGCCUGUUUUAAUGGUGUCGUGAGGAUGUCUAGUAGGAUUGCCAGGAGACGUUUGAGGAUCGCUCACGGGCCCACACUGAAGACCUGGGUAAUAGCAAGUGUCGGAGCAAUCCUUGGAUUCUUGCUGGGUAAUGUUCUAAGGAUGACCUUCCCUGUAUGUGAGACUAUAGGAGCAAAUCUUGAUACCACUGAUUUGUACGAUACUGAAAAUACCGAUUUACGUCCGAGUGAGAAAUUUUUGUUUGUUGGAGUUAUGACGACUCGGAGAUAUUUGUUUAGUCGUGGAAUCGGAGUAUACAAGACAUGGGCUAAGUCCAUUCCUGGUAAGGUUGUCUUCUUCCACGGUAGGGUCAACGACAGCGAUCCUGAUAUAAAGGAGUAUGACAACGAAGGAAUAAAAGAUCUUGAAGUGGUUGUGCUUGACGAUGUUGACGACAACGUGUAUCCACCACAGGAGAAGGUCUUCAAGAUGUUGGAAUAUAUGCAUCGCCAUUACCUGGCUGACUAUGAAUGGUUCAUGAGGUCCGAUGAUGACACAUAUGUCAAGGCAGACGCUUUGGAGAAAUUCCUAAAAUCGCUUAACAGCUACAAGGUGUACUACCUUGGCCAACCGGGUGAAGGUCAAGGCGAGGAGUUUGGUAAGAUAGGAAUAGGUGACAAAAGUAACUAUUGUAUGGGAGGUCCAGGAAUGAUUUUCAGUAGGGCAACACUGUACCAUGUUGGACCAAAGUUGGAUUCAUGUCUUAAUCUUAAAACUUACCAAUCAAAUCACGAAGAUUCCGAAGUUGGAAGAUGCAUAACUAAACUAUCCAAUGGAUCAUGUUUAUGGGCAUAUGAUAGCAGAGGCAUAUUCCAUCACAACUACUUUGAACAAAAAGGGACAUUUAAGGAAUACUUCAAUGAGACUAAUGUGAAGAUUGCUAUCACAUUACAUCCAAUCAAACAGCCGGAAUAUCUUCAUCUCGUUCAUAACUUUAUUCAAGGCGUCGAUACGGUCAGAAUAUCACAUAGAAUUAUCAAAUAUAAAAGAGAAAUUAUGAGAUUUGACGAGCUGACUGAAAACCCAGGUAAAAAUAAAAAUGGCUUUCGAGAUAAACUACCUCAUGUCAGUGCUUCCAAUACGGAAUAUACAUUCAUUAAACCUAAUCUAGACAUUAAAUUCACAGCUAAUGAUAAUAGCUUUAGUAACAAUACAGUUAGUGCAUCUGAGGUGAAAGGUUUAACUCUUACCAUUGAAGAGAUGGUUCAGCGAUUAAAUGAAAAUAUGUUUCGUGACAAACGAACGUUUCAGUUCUAUGAAAUCAGACAUUUGUAUUUUAGAAUCAACUCGAUAUAUAAUGUUGAUUACGUCAUCAUGGGUAACCUAGUCCAUAGACCCCAUAAUGAAUCUAAACGAUCAGAGUGGUGGCGACAGAAUGUAUAUGCUCAGAGAUCAUUCGCUCAGUUAGAAUUCAUGGAGGAGCAGACAUCAUCGAGUUCAAAAGAAAAACUCCAGAUGCAUGUCAUACUCAACAUGUUUACAAAUAGUUCUAGAAUAUUUCAAACUUUUCCCAAUUUUCUCAAACAAUUUACAAAUAUGUUUUUGUCUGGAAAAGGGACUGCAUAUUCUGGAACGCUUGACAUACUAUUACAUUCGACUGACUCUAAACAAAAAGUAGAAUUUAUAACGAAUCAAAUAAGUGGGAUUGUAGAACGUUACCCCAGGAUUCAUGUCAGACAUUGGAUAGUAAGCCCCUCGACGAAUUCACUUCCGUUUCAGCAUUUAUUUCAGAAAGAAAGUUUAUAUUUCAUAGCGGACGAUAGACUCCAGUUUGAUGAACAGAGUCUUCAAAAUAUUAUACUGAACACAAAACGAGGUGAACAAGCGUAUUUCCCUAUAGUUUCCCAGAUGUUUGAAUCAAAUGAGAAUGAUGAGAACGAAGAAAGUGAUGACCCAUGCUUUACAGAAUCAACUGAUGUAUAUACCAUCUAUAAACAAGAUAUUGAUUUGUUUCCGAAUCUCUCGGUCAACAUGCUCUCCAAUAGAACAACGAUGAUUAAUACUUUACUAAAUCACACAACUCUGUCAGU
Molecule: messenger RNA, 2221 nt
Organism: Owenia fusiformis
Lineage: Eukaryota; Metazoa; Annelida; Polychaeta; Sabellida; Oweniidae
Source: the annotation of a GenBank genome assembly